This is a messenger RNA of Nematostella vectensis (starlet sea anemone), 1443 nucleotides long. RefSeq names its product mitochondrial genome maintenance exonuclease 1. Bases 123 to 1295 code for a protein of 390 amino acids. Gene Ontology annotation, biological process: mitochondrial DNA replication. Gene Ontology annotation, cellular component: mitochondrion. The record is from RefSeq and is a predicted model, not a curated record. The transcript has a single exon. Lineage: Eukaryota; Metazoa; Cnidaria; Anthozoa; Actiniaria; Edwardsiidae. Gene Ontology annotation, molecular function: single-stranded DNA exodeoxyribonuclease activity.
CAUCGCGGGCUCAUUCAAGCAAAAUGGCGGCAAACUUCUAAUCCAUAUUUUCAAUUCUUUUCGUCAUUUAAUUAGCAGAAAUACCGUGGUAAUGGAGGUGGUUUUAUUUUCAUUUACUUGAAAUGUGUCUUAUUCAAUCUCAAAGAUUUGUAAGGCGUUCCGGUUUCCUGAAACCUUCAAAUGUCAUUUCAACUUGCGCGACAUUGAGAGGUAAACAUCCCCAUGCAAAGGACAAGAGACAGGGGGCCGAGCGAUCACAGUCGCUUUACUGGGAGAGUAGUAGUGCGUGGUUUGAUAUUAGCUCACUUGAGCAUUUAACGCGCAAGGAGUUGCAAAAACUCUGUAAACAGUUUGCCAUCCGGGCGAACAGCAAAACCUACAAACUGAAGGAGGAUCUUGAAGAGUUCCACAAAGUACAUCUUUCAAAACAGUCUUCUAUUCUUCACUUCCCUUUCAUCCCUUCAAUCAAAAGCAACACUCUUUAUGAGAGGUAUACUCAAAAUUAUCCAGGAGUGGAAAAGUCUGCUGGAAUGUUUGCUCCGCUGCAGGCUCCCUUGACAUGCGGUAGCAAGAGGGAGGUGGGGAAGUUACAACACACAACAAGCUCACAUCAUUCGUGCUCCAGGACAUGCAUAGACCCGCUGAUAUCAGGCGAGGCCAUGGGUGGCUUGGAAUACCUUAGUCACGAAAAGACACCAAGCGUGACUACCAUUCUUAAUAGCACCAAGCCAUUAUCACUUAUCCUGAAGUGGAGGGACAAAAAAAAAGGGGAACUAGGGGAGGAAAGAUUCAAGAAGUAUCAGUCAGAAAUAAGGAAACGGGGAACUGAAUUUCAUUCAUUUAUCAAAAACCUCUCGUCAGGUGAUGGCAAUGCCAUCAGUGAUAACAUUAACGGAAGCCUGGCAAGCAUUUCAAGUGUUCUUAAAGAUGUGACUUCUGUUAUUGCAACUGAAAAGCAAGUCUCUCACUUUUCACUUGGUUACUCUGGCUAUUUUGAUAUGUUGGCUUUGUUCAGAGGAGUGCCAUGCAUAAUUGAGUGGAAGACAUCAGAGAGGCCAAAACCUACACUUCAAGACUGUUAUGAAUACCCUCUUCAAGUUGUUGCUUAUGCUGGCGCAGUUAACUCCAGCCCAUACGUCAGUGUACCAGUCACCCAUUGUGCUGUUGUUAUUGCUUAUCAUGAUGGCAGCCCUGCCCAUGUGCAUGCACUAAAUUUAGAGUUGUGUGAGAAAUACUGGCAAAAAUGGCUUGUGAAACUGUUUAAUUACAGGCAAACUAAUACCAUUCUACAAUAGAUGUUAGAAGGUAGUGGUGGAUAUCAUAAAAUCUCACACCUAUCAAUGGAUAGCUGAUUUUAACCUUCACCAAAGGUAAUAAACUCAUAAACUUUAAUUGAUAUCUCUUGAUAUGGUUAACUAAGAAAUAAAAUCUGCUGCCAUGCUA